AUGGGUCAGCUCCAACGAUGGAUAUAUCCUGCCGGUUUGCUGUGUUCUGUGAUUCUUAACGUAGUUUUUGUGGUGCUGUACGUGCAAAUGAAUUCGAAGUGGAAGCCGGAUUGGAGCAAAAGUGCAGCAAAAGAAGCAGAAGCAGUGGCGGCAGUGACAUGCUCAGGCCAUGGAAGAGCAUACUCGGAUGGUUUGGUUGUUGAUGGAAGCCCUGUUUGUGAGUGCAAUACCUGCUUUGAAGGCCCUGAUUGCUCUCAGUUUUCACCUCAUUGUGCUGCAGAUGUUGAAAGUGGGGAUCCGCUGUUCUUGGAGCCCUUUUGGAUGCAGCAUGCAGCCAGCAGCGCAGUGGUAGUAAUGGGUUGGCAUCGAAUGAGCUAUUCAUACAGUGAUCGUUCUACAAUCUCACAAGAACUCGACAAGCUCAUCCGCAAACUACAUGCUCUUGUUGGAAACGCAAACGUAACAGGCAGAUUCAUCGUUUUUGGGGCCGGCUCUACCCAGCUCCUCAAUGCUGCAGUUCAUGCCCUUUCUCCCCACAACUCAUCCGAACCAGCCAAAGUUGUUGCUACAAUCCCUUACUACCCGGCUUACAAGUCACAAACGGAAUUCUUCGAUUCUGUGCAUUUUCAUUUUGAAGGAGAUGCAUCCAUGUACAUGAACAGUAGUACUUCAAAUACCACUUCCACUUUCAUUGAGUUCGUGACUUCGCCCAACAAUCCUGAUGGGAAGUUGAGUAAGGCAGUUCUUCGGGGCCCUAAUGUCAAAGCAAUAUAUGAUCGUGCCUACUACUGGCCUCAUUUCACUCCAAUUCCAGCCCCUGCAGAUGACGAUCUCAUGUUGUUUACCAUUUCCAAGCUUACUGGUCAUGCUGGGAGUAGAUUCGGGUGGGCACUGGUAAAGGAAAAGGAUGUGUUCGAAGCAAUGACAACUUAUAUGAGCAGGAACACGGAGGGUGUUUCACGGGAUAGUCAGCUAAGAGCUUUGAAGCUUCUAAAAGUAGUGAUGGAAGGAAGUGGAAGGGAAAUAUUCGAAUUCAGUUCCAAAAUGAUGAAAGACCGCUGGGAUCAAUUGAACAAGACCUUAUCUGUCUCUAAGCAUUUCUCUCUCCAGGAAAUUACACCACAACGCUGCACUUUUUUUCAGCAAGUCAGGACACCUUCUCCAGCUUAUGCGUGGUUGAAGUGUGAGAGAAAAGAAGAUAAAGACUGUCCUGCAGUCAUCAGAGAAGCUGGCAUCAUUGGGCGUAAUGGUACUCUCUAUGGUUCUAAUAGUAGCUAUGUUCGGCUCAGCCUCAUCAAGACCCAAGAUGACUUUGAUAUAAUGCUCAACCAUUUGAACAAGCUAGUCACCAAGGAAAAGCAGACGUGA
Vitis riparia (riverbank grape) is the source of this 1368-nucleotide messenger RNA. Its product is annotated as tryptophan aminotransferase-related protein 4-like. The transcript has 5 exons. NCBI's taxonomy places the organism in Eukaryota, Viridiplantae, Streptophyta, Magnoliopsida, Vitales, Vitaceae. Gene Ontology annotation, molecular function: carbon-sulfur lyase activity; transaminase activity. Gene Ontology annotation, biological process: amino acid metabolic process. The coding region runs from base 1 to 1368 and encodes 455 amino acids. The record is from RefSeq and is a predicted model, not a curated record.